Messenger RNA from Dendrobium catenatum, 1173 nucleotides. Its product is annotated as protein LIKE COV 2. The coding region runs from base 133 to 870 and encodes 245 amino acids. The transcript is spliced from 7 exons. Gene Ontology annotation, cellular component: Golgi apparatus. The record is from RefSeq and is a predicted model, not a curated record. Lineage: Eukaryota; Viridiplantae; Streptophyta; Magnoliopsida; Asparagales; Orchidaceae.
AAAUUGGGGUUUAGGCUUCGUUUGGCUAAUUUUGACGUCUCACUACUACGUGAAAACCGUGCCGACUCGAUACUUCAUUAAUUCCGCCGGUUUCCCUGCGGUUUUUUGAGAUUUGGCACCGGGAGAGAGGAAAUGGCGGAGGAAAUGGUGUCAACUUCGACACCCUUGAGCCAAGUAGAGGAUUGUGAAGACCCCGCCAAAUCGCCCCCAAAUUCUCCCAAUUCCUCUACUCGAAAGGCGUGCUGUGCUUUGAUACAAAGUUGGGUCUCGAAAAAGUUUAUGACUGGCUGUGUGGUUUUAUUCCCAGUUGCUGUAACAUUCUUUAUAACAUGGUGGUUUAUCCAGUUUGUUGAUGGCUUUUUCAGCCCGCUGUAUGUCAAACUGGGUAUUGAUAUAUUUGGUGUAGGAUUUUUAACUUCUCUAGUUUUUGUAUUUCUUGUUGGGAUUUUUGUUUCUUCCUGGCUGGGUGCCACUGUUUUUUCACUUGGUGAAUGGAUUAUCAAGAGAAUGCCCUUUAUACGACAUAUUUAUUCAGCAUCCAAGCAAAUCAGUACAGCCAUAUCUCCAGAUCAAAAUACAACUGCUUUCAAAGAGGUUGCUAUUAUUCGUCAUCCUCGUAUUGGUGAAUAUGCAUUUGGGUUCAUUACAUCAUCUGUGGUACUUCAGACUGAGACAGGUGACGAGGAGUUAUGCAGUGUUUACGUUCCUACAAAUCAUAUGUACAUUGGUGAUAUCUUUCUGGUCAACUCUGCAGAAAUCAUCAGACCAAAUCUUUCUAUUCGGGAAGGCAUAGGAUGCCUUCAAACCAUUAAAGCGUGCAAUAUUAUUGUGGUAGAUCUUAGACCCAAUCUUAUUAGGAAACAUGGCUGAUUACAGUUAAUGAGCUCUACUAUAUGAACAGAAAGGAUAUUUUUAACUUGUAGCUUUAUAAGUAGUUUAUCUGGUGUGAGUUAUCUCGAUUGUCGUCAAGAUUUGAAAGAGUUGUAGCUAGUUGUGUCUGGGUGGGCACUCCCAGAUCUAUCAGAGAGCAAGGGAAAAUUUAAUGAAUGGAUUUAAGCAAAUUCUUUUGGAGAUCUCAUGAUAUUGCCACUUGAAUGCUAUGUAGAUUGCUGUGGAUAAGUGAUUAUUUGAAGUGUGAUACUCAUACUUUUUCAGUAAUCAUUAGUUUGACUA